Messenger RNA from Cynara cardunculus var. scolymus (artichoke), 1953 nucleotides. Its product is annotated as zinc finger BED domain-containing protein RICESLEEPER 2-like. Gene Ontology annotation, molecular function: protein dimerization activity; DNA binding. NCBI's taxonomy places the organism in Eukaryota, Viridiplantae, Streptophyta, Magnoliopsida, Asterales, Asteraceae. The transcript has 8 exons. Bases 1 to 1953 code for a protein of 650 amino acids. The record is from RefSeq and is a predicted model, not a curated record.
AUGGCACUGAACGUUGGCAACUUCAGUUUAAGGGAGGUUAAAAAUGACCAGGACAUAGGGUUUUUCCUUAUUUUAAAAACAAGUGGAGAAGUAGGGUUUGUGACUGUUAUAGGUUCUGUUUUUAGCUUUUCGUCUUGUGUUUCUUUUCUUUUGUCAACUUUAACAACAGAAAUAACUCAAGCCGGAAACCCGCCCAUUCAACCAAGUAAGCAAUUUAAGGUGAAAAUUUCACAAAACAAGAACAUAGAAGAUAUUGGAUGUAAUGCUACGGAAGGAAACGAUAAGGAUAAUACGACUUGUAAUGACACAAACGAAUCUGUAAGCAUGCAUAUGGGUUCAAAUAUUAUCCCCGAGACUGAAGUCAGUGAACCAGCAAACAAUAGAUUGAAAUAUGUUGUCUGGAACCAUUUUGAAGCAAUAUAUAUUGAUGGUCUUCGCCGAUUUGCAAAAUGUAAGUAUUGCAAUAAGCAGAUGACUGGUAGACCUAAUGAUGGGACAACACAUUUGAAAGAUCACUUCAAGAUAUGUCCGAGGAGAGUUACAAAAGACAUAAGGCAACAUAUUCUAGUUCAGGAGCAGACUGCUAAGGAUGGAAAAACAUCUUUAUUGAGUAAUUAUAACUUUAGUGCUGAAAGCUCAAGAGAUGAUUUAGCUAAAAUGAUCAUUCUUCAUGAUUAUCCACUUUCUAUUGUUGAGCAUCAUGGUUUUCGGAAGUAUUCAAAUGGUCUUCAACCUUUAUUUAAGGUGCCUUGUAGAGCUACAAUCAAGUCUGACAUCAUGAAGAUAUACGAAACAAAAAAAGGUUGUGUAUUACGAUAUUUGGAAGAAAACGAAAGUAAGAUUGCUCUUACUUCGGAUAUGUGGACAGCCGGUAACCAAAACAAAGGUUACAUGGCACUAACAGCACACUACAUAGAUGCCAAUUGGAACUUUUUGCAUGUGCCAUCUCCACACACUGCUGAUGCAUUUUCCCAAGUUAUGAUCGAGUGCUUUAUGGAUUGGAACAUUGACAACAAGUUAUCAACAUUGACACUUGACAAUUGUUCAACAAAUGAUGCUUUGGUUGACAGGCUCUUAGAUGGGUUUUCUAUGAUUGAGAAAGCAAUCAAGAAUGUUAGGGAUAGUGUCUCAUUUUGGACAUGUUCUCCUAAAAGAGCCCAAGACUUUAGACUCAUUGCACAACAACUAGGUGUGGAUUGUGAAAGAGAAUUAGUGCUUGAUUGUAAGACUAGGUGGAAUUCUGUUUAUACAAUGUUGAAUGUUGCUUUAGAAUACAAAGAUGUCUUUACUCGUUUGAGCAAGAAAGAGAAAAAUUAUGUUUCUUUACCUAGUGAAGAGGAAUGGAGAAUGGUGACCGAUGUAUGUGAUAAGUUAGGUUUAUUUUAUCGUGUGACCGAGACAUUCUCCGGGACCAAGUAUCCCACUUCCAACAUGUUCUUCCCCUUGAUCUGUGACAUAAAAUUGUCUAUUAAGAGUUGCCAAGACGAUCAAAAUUACGUUAUUAGAAACAUGGCAUCAAGUAUGCUGCUUAAGUUUGAUAAAUAUUGGAGAGUCAUACAUGAUAUGAUGAGUGUGGCUAUUGUUUUAGAUCCUAGAUAUAAGUUAAAGUUGAUAAAUUAUUUUUUCCCAAAGAUUUAUGGUGUGGACUCAAAAGAUGAGGAUGAAGGGUUUGAUAUAUUAAUGUGGUGGAAGUGCAACGGUGCUAAGUUUCCUAUCAUGCAGCGGAUUGCGAGGGAUGUGUUGACCAUUCCUAUUUCAAUAGUAGCUUCAGAAUCGGCUUUUAGCAUGAGUGGAAACAAGGUAACGAAACAACGAAGUCGACUAAAAUCGCAAACAAUUGGAGCUUUGAUGUGUAGCCAAAGUUGGUUAAGAAAAGAAAUUGAAGAUAAAAAGCACAGAGAACCAAAAGGAUUUGAUCAAACGAUUGCAUACAAUGAAGAUGUUGAUUGUUGA